AUGCACAGAACUUACUCCUUAAGAUCCAGCAGAGCUCCAACAGCUUCCCAAUUACAAAGCCCACCACCACCACCAUCAUCUACCAAAUCCAAGUUUUUCGGUAAAGGCUCAAUUUCACACUCCUUUCGUAAAUCUGCUGCUGGUGCGUUGGGUCCUGAGUUGGCCAGAAAAUUAGCCAUCUUGAUCAAGAUGGAAAAGAACUUGAUGAGAUCCAUUGAGAUUACCUCAAGAGAAAGAAAGGACUCAGCUAAGCAAUUGUCUCUUUGGGGUGAAAGCAACGAUGACGAUAUCAGUGAUAUCACUGAUAAAUUGGGUGUCUUGAUCUACGAGAUUGGUGAAUUGGAAGACCAAUUCAUUGACAGAUAUGACCAAUACAGAAUUACCUUGAAGUCCAUCAGAGACAUUGAAGGUUCAGUGCAACCAUCAAGAGAGAGAAAGCAAAAAAUCACCGACCAAAUCGCCUACUUGAAGUACAAGGACCCACAAAGUCCAAAAAUUAACGUUUUGGAACAGGAAUUGGUGAGAGCCGAGGCCGAGUCUUUGGUUGCUGAAGCUCAAUUGUCCAACAUUACCAGAGAAAAAUUAAAGACUGCAUUCAACUACCAAUUCGACUCUAUUAGAGAGCACGCGGAAAAGAUUGCCUUGAUUGCUGGUUACGGUAAGGCCUUGUUGGAGUUGUUGGAUGAAAGUCCAGUCACUCCAGGCGAGACCAGACCUGCUUACGAUGGUUACGAGGCUUCUAAGCAAAUCAUCAUUGAUGCUGAAAACGCAUUGGCCUCAUGGACCUUUGACUCAGCUGCGGUGCGUCCUACCUUAUCAUUGGCUGCUCACGAGGAUGAGGCUUAUCUCGACGAUGAAUUGGCCAACGAGGCUGAAAACUUGAGAAUUGCUGAAAAGGAUUUCGACAAUGCUGAGGCCGAAUUGGCUUAA
Lodderomyces elongisporus is the source of this 930-nucleotide messenger RNA. RefSeq names its product lipid-binding protein (gene LSP1). Gene Ontology annotation, molecular function: lipid binding. The transcript has a single exon. Gene Ontology annotation, cellular component: plasma membrane; eisosome filament. Lineage: Eukaryota; Fungi; Ascomycota; Pichiomycetes; Serinales; Debaryomycetaceae. The coding region runs from base 1 to 930 and encodes 309 amino acids. Gene Ontology annotation, biological process: endocytosis; eisosome assembly. The record is from RefSeq and is a predicted model, not a curated record.